Drosophila kikkawai is the source of this 695-nucleotide messenger RNA. Its product is annotated as acyl-coenzyme A thioesterase 13. Gene Ontology annotation, molecular function: fatty acyl-CoA hydrolase activity. The record is from RefSeq and is a predicted model, not a curated record. Lineage: Eukaryota; Metazoa; Arthropoda; Insecta; Diptera; Drosophilidae.
UCUCGAAAACAGCUGUUGUUUUGUUUAUAUUUUGUAACUUGGUUAUCUUUUCCGUCUAGAAAAAAACGUAUCUUUCCGGUUAUUCCGGAUGUAGUUUGAAUAAACACUAGCAGCUAAAGGUUUGUGGGAGACGUAACACCUAAUCAAAAAAUUAUGGGAACUCGCAAAAAGGGCUUGGAAUUCGCCAAACACAUAACCGAAAUUAUAACCAAAUCAACGGGAUUUGAAAAUCAGCUUAACAAGGUGAAGAUCUUGGGUGGCGGCGAUGGAACCUGCUGUGCCGAACUGAAAGUGGACCAGGAUCAUGUAAAUGUAAGCAAUUACCUGCACACCGGCUACAUAGUGACCCUGGUGGACAUGAUAACCACAUACGCCUUGAUGUCAAAGCCUUGUCAUCCUGGCGUUUCGGUAGAUAUCAGCGUGAAUUUCUUGAAGGGCGCUAAAUUGGGCGACGACAUAAUCAUUGAGGCAAAUCUCGCCAAGGCGGGCAAGAACCUGGCCGUCAUUGACUGCACGCUGAAGAAUAAGAAGGAUGACUCAGUGAUAGCCAAGGGCACUCAACUCAAAUACGUGAAUUUUGAAUAGGCAAUUAAUAUAAAGAGGCUGCACAAACACCAAUUUAAUUGGUUGAAAAUGGGGAUUAAUUCUCAAAACUGUUAAAUAAACUUGCUUGAGAAUCUAUUUAGUUAAACGAA